Homarus americanus (American lobster) is the source of this 1155-nucleotide messenger RNA. Its product is annotated as tripartite motif containing 13-like. The transcript has 4 exons. Bases 64 to 1155 code for a protein of 363 amino acids. Gene Ontology annotation, molecular function: zinc ion binding. The record is from RefSeq and is a predicted model, not a curated record. NCBI's taxonomy places the organism in Eukaryota, Metazoa, Arthropoda, Malacostraca, Decapoda, Nephropidae.
CUCACAAAUCGUUUUUGAGAGAUAUGACGUCUUUCCACUACCUACAGCACCAUACUUCUCCAGAUGCUGUGCAAGAAAAGGGUCAAAUUUUGCCAGGAGUUCCAGCACUCCAAGUGGUGGUCGACGGGUGUUGAGGCAGCCGUGACGUGCGGGGUGUGCUCGGAGCUCUACCUGGCUGGUGUGAGAGAGCCGCUGAUGCUUCCGUGCGGCCACACCUUCUGCUGCGUGUGUCUGGCGAGCGUGGGGGAGGAGAUGAAGGGUCUUACUUGUCCUACCUGCCGCAGUACACACCUCUCCCUCUCCUCCCAUCACCUCCCUGUCAACUACACCGUCCUUGACCUCUCUCAACAGUCCGGUGACCUGCAGGUAGAGGAGCAGCGAGGGUUAUGCAGCAGCCACGGGGAGCCGCUGUGUUACUGGUGUCGUGAGUGUGCUGUGCUGGUGUGUGGUCACUGCCUGCUCGACCAGCAUCUGAAGCAGGGCCACGACGUUCUGCACGCCGCAGACUUUGUCCUGGAGAGGAAAAGCUCCAUCCAGGCCCGCGUACAACACCUGCAGGCAGUGUUCAGAGACAGCAGAACCAGGACGAGGACGUGUCUCCACCACUGCCUAGUCCACCUCGUCUCGCUGUGUCAUGAGAGCAAGAACGUCUUCGACCUCGACGAUGAGCUGUUUAGAAUCUCUUCAGAAGCAAAGAACUUGAGAGACGUGGAGGCCGUGUUGAUCUCCGAGACCCGACUGAGGAGCCUUCAUCGCCGGGGGACGUCCCCGGCCCUGGGCCUCCACAAGACGCCAGUUAAAAAAUCCCUUGAAACACGGGCUAGAGAUCCCUUAGGUGGUAGUGGUGCAGCUGGUGGCACUGUAGGUGAUAGUGGUGCAGCUGGUGGCACUGUAGGUGAUAGUGGUGCAGCUGGUGGCACUGUAGGUGAUAGUGGUGCAGCUGGUGGCACUGUAGGUGAUAGUGGUGCAGCUGGUGGCACUGUAGGUGAUAGUGGUGCAGCUGGUGGCACUGUAGGUGAUAGAGGUGCAGCUGGUGGCACUGUGCUGGUGGCAGCUGUAGGUGAUGUGAUGCAGCUGGUGGCGCUGUGGGUGGUAGUGGUGCAGCUGGUGACAGUAAAACCAGUCAUGGUGGUGACAGACGUGGUGAAGGCGUAG